Messenger RNA from Exophiala aquamarina CBS 119918, 1320 nucleotides. RefSeq lists its product as uncharacterized. Gene Ontology annotation, molecular function: hydrolase activity, acting on carbon-nitrogen (but not peptide) bonds. The transcript is spliced from 2 exons. The record is from RefSeq and is a predicted model, not a curated record. Bases 1 to 1320 code for a protein of 439 amino acids. Lineage: Eukaryota; Fungi; Ascomycota; Eurotiomycetes; Chaetothyriales; Herpotrichiellaceae.
AUGAAACCAACACUUAUCCACUCAGUUACUCUCUUUGAUGGACACUCGACGCAUCGCGGUUCGACCGUGGCAUUCGAUGGCAGCACUGGGAUCAUAACGAAAGUAGCAACGGGCGACAGUGGACCCGAUGUCAAGGGCGCUACAGAAGCUGUGAUUAUCGAUGGUACUGGCCACACCCUCAUCCCAGGACUCAUCGAGUCGCAUAUGCAUGCACAUCAAAUGCAUCUCAGUCCUGGGUCACCCAUGCCUCAUCCCCUGAGAUCUCCUCUAAGGUGCGGUGUCACGACUGUGUGUGACAUGCAUUGUGAUCCCGCCAUCGUCGAAAAGUUGGGUGCUGAAAUCGCUGACGAUAUCUAUCGCGCUCGGAAACUGGAUUUCAAGAUCACCUUAUCUGAUCUAAAGAGCGCACUUUACGCCGCUACCAUCGAUGGUGGCUGGCCAAAGUCCAUUGUUCUAGGCCACGAUCCAUCUGCAGAGGCUCAAAAGGCUGUUAGUUCAUGGCCAAGUCUUACUGUGGAGAAAGUAAGCGAGUUUAUUGAGGAACAUAAAGCAGCCGGAGCAGACUAUAUCAAACUCAUGCAAGAGAACCACUGCGCUUUAGCCUUACCAACCAACUCGAUUCCAGUUGCGACUCUUGAAUUACAAACAGCCGUUGUCCAGGCAGCUCACAAUGCUGGUUUACGUACCAUUGGCCAUGCACUUAGUGUUGACAUGACGGAGAUACUUCUCCAAGCUAGGGUUGAUGGACUGGGCCAUACUUUCAUUGACCAGCCUCCCCCAGAAAAGAUCGUCCACCUUUAUAAGCGCACUGGCUCAUUCAUUAUCCCCACUCUGGCCAUAGCAGCUAGCGUUACGCAGGAACUACAGAACUGGAGAGACCGGUUCGCGGACAUCGCCAAGGCUAAAGCUCUUGUUGACGAUUUUACGGUAGACAUGAUGAGGAAGAGCGUGGGAAUGAAAGCUCCAACGGCGAGACUGGACUAUGCUUUCGAAACCAUCAAAAAGCUGAAAGCUGAAGGUAUUGACGUCCUUGCCGGAACUGAUUCGGCUGCAGGUCUUCAGGGAACAGGAAUUGGUCCCACUUUAUGGAUGGAAAUGCUUCUGUACGUUGAAAAGUGUGGUUUCAGUGUCACCGAUGCGCUGAAGUCUGCCACAUCUGUGCCUGCAAGGCGCCUUGGUUUCGAGGACCGUGGAGUUAUUGGGGAGGGCAAACGUGCUGACUUGGUACUUGUUAAGGGUGAGCUGACCGAGAGUCUGGAGUAUUUGUGGGAAGGUGAUGGUAUCGUUGGCAUCUGGAAGGGUGGCCUCAGGGGGAUGUAG